AUGCAGGUGCUGACGUUGGGCCUCGUGGGGGCUAUCAUAUGCCUGUGGUUCACGUUUGAUGCCGGCACAUCCAUCUUCAUCAUGCUCGUCAUGUUCCUUCUCGUGUCGUACGUCGCAAACCGCGUCCUGUUAGAGUCGUCACCGGCGCACUUUCACGAUAUCGAUGUCGAUCAUGACGAGGACGUCAUAUUCGACGACGAGUACGAAGAAGGCGUGGUGAAGUCUGCACCGAAGAGGUCGCAUCCUGGUGAGAAGCAGUCGUGGAAUGUUCCAGCCCUCCACAUUCGUGAACUGGUCAUGCCAUCGACUACUUCCCAACUGCGGAAAGAUACGCUACAGGUAGGCCAGGAGCUGUGGCCCAACUCGGACACGCCCGUGGAGAUCGAGAACGAGUACUUCAGCGGCCGCAUCCUGUUUCUGCUCAAGACGGAGCCACGCAGUCCAACGUGGGGCCAACUGUUUGUCGGCCGUCGGCGACUCUUUUGGAUCCAAUUGCAAGGCAAGUUCAAGAAACAACCGCAAGGCAUCGUGUAUGUGGGUGGCGAGAUCCCAAACAAGAUGAAGUUGGGUUUUUUCGCCAAGGGGCUGUGCCGCGUGUUGCUGUCUGUGAUCAACUGCCUGGUUGUGGGCUUGCACAAUAGCUUUGGGCGGUUGUAUCCUGGUGACGUGGCGGCAGUCGACGACGAAGAGCUGCCGCACUUGGCAUUUCCGCUGCAUUCUUCCGUGGACGAGUUCAUUUGCACGCCGGCAGGAGAGGACCCGCCGGCGUUGGGGGCGGACGGCUUUAUGGAAACCCGGGAAGAGCGGGCCCACCGCCGGUCCGGCAAGCACCCGUACGAGUUCAACACGCACGACACGUACUCGUUUUCAUUUUUCAACUUUUACCUCGACUUUGAAAACUGGAAGGUUGUGAACGCCCCGGGCGUGCCGGACAUCCAUUUGGCCCAGUUUUGGGGCAACAUGCCCCUGCGCAUCGUGUCGUACAGUUUGGCCCAACCGUCCCCUCGACACACUCGCGCCCUCAAGCUGUACCACUUUUGCUUUGAGCUGACCCCGCCCACGAGUCAGUUGGACUCGUCGUUCAUGCGGACGGCGGCGGACGUGGCAGCCAUUGAUGUGGAUGCGGAAGAGCUCGAGUUUCUCCGCGACGAGCAAAACGCGCACACGCAGCUCGCCAACGAACUGAGCUGCUUUGUGUUUACUGUGCCCGCAUGGCUCGAGUACUUUAGCACCCACGACAGCGCCAAAGGCCCCGGCCAGCGCCGGGUGGCCUAUGUGUUUGACAUUUUGGAGUACGCCGACUCGAGCCGGACGCGGCUCAAGCGGCACCACGUAGCCAUCCACGGCGCGUCGCAGUCGCACAUGCCGCUCACGCUCGCCAACGAACACCCGACGGGGGACGCAUUCGGCAAGCAGUUUGAGUUCACGGUCGAGUCCAAGUUGGAGAGCGGGGCGGCGAUUGAAAAAGAGCGCGUGGACAUGGAGUCGCGGCUGGUGGAGAUUUCGCGCGACCGUAUCAUGGCGACGGACACGGAUGGCCAGAAUCAUUGGCAGCGGCGGUCCAUUGCGCACUUGAUUGCGGCCAAGAACCAGCUCAAGCGGCUGCUCACGUCACCCAGCACGGUGCUGCCGUACGCGCCUUUCUUUGCGGCGCGGGGCCUCGUAGCCAACGCCACCCAGUGCCAUGUGGUGCGCAUGGUGCGCGAUUCGCACUGGCGCAAUGAGUGGAUGAUCCUAGACACGGGCAAGUCCAAAGCGCUGCGUUUCUUCCGGAUGUCGUCGUCCACGGCGUGCGUGACGAUCCACGUCGCAGAUAUCUUGGCGCUGUCGUCCGCCGCCGCACUCAACCUCCCCGCCACGGGCAACUGCAACGGCAUGCACUGGUUUCAAAUCGAAACCCUUGCCCGGGUGCACGUGGUGGCGGUGGCCAGCUACCAAGAAUUUGAGUUUUGGACGUCGGCGCUCGCUGGCGAAGUGGACAAAAUCGUCGCGGAUGGCAAGGACGUGCUGGCUCGGUCCGUGCUCGGCCAGCCAUUCCGCUCGAUUGCAACCACUUUGGGCAAAGUGCGGCACCCCAAGGACGUAUUCGCCCCCACUCACGACGGCCGAAUUAUGCUCAACGACCGCCGCAUCGCCGCGCGAUUUGGACAGCAUCCGUCGUCGACGUCGACAGACUUGAAACGGUUUGCGGACGUAUGUGGCAUCGCCGAGAAAGCGCUGCGCAUGGUUCUUGUACUGACCAAGCACCCCACGGUGUGCCUCACAAGCGAAGUGCUGACGUUUCUCGAUAUGGUGUCGUCGUUGAAACGCACAUUGCCUUUGCUGGCGUCGAUGCAAAGCGCGCCCCCCGCGGCCCACCGCACGGCGUUCUUCUUGAACGUGUACCAUAUCCUAGUGCUGCACGGGUCGUUCCUGGAGCUGCUACCGACUGUCAAGCCCAAGUUGCACUGGAGUUCGUUCUACCACGGCGUGUCAUACGACAUUGCCGGGAUGUCACUCACGCCCGCCGAGAUUGACCACGCCAUCGUCCGCGCGUCGCUGUGCCCGCUCAAGCCGCCGUUUCCCGCGUUCGUCGUGCCUCGGUUCGCAGACGACGACCCGCGAAGUGCGCUGAAGCUGCCGACGGCAGACUACCGCCUCGACUUUGCCCUGAAUUGCCUCACCAAGUCAUGCGUCCAAGUGAUUGCCGUGUUUAGAGGGGACGACCUGGACCGGCAACUCGACUACAUUUGCCGCGUCGUCCUCAGCACCCUCAUGUCGACCGACUCGAAGCGCCAUGUGAUCUACUUGCCUCGGAUAUGCGAAUGGUACCAUGCGGACUUUCCAGGCGACGACCAAGUGCUGUCGAAAGUGACAACGUUAGCGAGUCAUUUGGACGGCGACAUCAAGCGGGCAGUGGACGCCCUGCUCAGCCACCCCACGAAGCUCUCGAUCAAGUAUUUAAAGUACGACUAUGGCUACCACAACACCAUCUACCUCACCGGCGACGAGUAGUUCGUACCAGUAGUAGUAGUACUAGUAGUAGU
Messenger RNA from Aphanomyces astaci, 3026 nucleotides. RefSeq lists its product as hypothetical. The transcript has a single exon. The coding region runs from base 1 to 2994 and encodes 997 amino acids. Lineage: Eukaryota; Oomycota; Saprolegniomycetes; Saprolegniales; Verrucalvaceae. The record is from RefSeq and is a predicted model, not a curated record.